Messenger RNA from Penicillium verrucosum, 1524 nucleotides. RefSeq names its product cytochrome P450 monooxygenase gliC (gene gliC). Gene Ontology annotation, molecular function: iron ion binding; oxidoreductase activity, acting on paired donors, with incorporation or reduction of molecular oxygen; heme binding. The transcript has 3 exons. Bases 1 to 1524 code for a protein of 507 amino acids. The record is from RefSeq and is a predicted model, not a curated record. Lineage: Eukaryota; Fungi; Ascomycota; Eurotiomycetes; Eurotiales; Aspergillaceae.
AUGGGGUUUGCAAUUAUUGUCAUCGGGAUCGCAUUCAUCAUUUCAAUUUUAGCAACCCGCAGUAAUUUCUGCAAUCGUGUCAUCUCAUCUGCGGUUCAAUGGCUCCUCCUCCGAAAAUAUCCAGUGUGCAAUCUAGACCGAGGCACACCUCUUCCUUCAUGUCCCUAUGUUUGGCCCAACGGUCAAGGCGACAUAGGAAAGUUCCUCGAUGGCAUCGAAAACGGCGAGCAAUGGAGGCAGAGAUACGGCACUGUUUAUCGGAUCUGGUCGGGAAUGAAGCCUGAAAUCGUCUUGACAAAGGCUGAACAUGUGAAGAUUAUCUUUAAGGAUUCAGACAAACACUACAAAGCCGUGAAUAACAACUCGGGGUACCUCAUGGGCCAAGUUCUGGGCAAAUGCGUCGGACUUGUGAGCGGCCAGGAGUGGAGACACCUGCGAGCCGUGAGUGAGACAGCCUUUUCACACAAUAACGUCUCCGGUCAUGUCAACCUACUCCAGAACCGAGUUAAAAGCUAUAUUCGAGACCUCGAGGAAAGGGGAAGCCUACUUGGUGGUCUCAUCGACCCGGUUGAAGACCUGAAGAUGCUUCCCUUCUUCGCCGUUGCCGAUGUGAUCUAUGGGAAACUCCCUCCAGACAUGGAAAGGGGGCUGCGGUAUUUAGCCCCCAUUCAUGAAAGAUUGUUUACACAUGUCAUCCAAGGUGGCCUCAGUCGUUUGGAAAUUUCCAGGUUUCUUCCAACAGAGACCAACCGGACACUACGCGAAUUCGAAACUAAAUGGAAGGCGUUCAAUCAUAUGGCAUACCAGCGGGCCUGCGAUCUGUCUCUAACCGACACCCCUAUCUUCCAGCUCUUUGAUGCUCUCCACGAGGGUACUGUCAGUUACAAGCAUGUGCAACACACUCUGGAUGAGAUGUUAUACGCCAACCUCGACGUGACAAUGGGGGGCCUAUCAUGGAACCUUGUCUUUCUGGCAUCUGACCAACAAGUACAGAGACAACUACGGGAGGAGAUCAAGAAAGCACGACAAGAUAAAACCGAACAUCAAUAUCUCCUCAGUACGACCUCUUUUCUUUCUGCCUGCAUUUCCGAGUCAUCGCGUCUGAAGCCCCUAGCCGCCUUCUCCGUGCCGCAAUCUGCUCCUACUGAGCGAAUAAUCGACGGUUAUGUUAUUACGGCAGGGACAAACUUCGUAGUUGACACAUACUCACUCAACAUCCAGAAUGAGUUCUGGGGCCCUGACGCACAGGAAUAUCGACCGAGUCGAUUCCAGGAGGUAAAUAGCAUCGAGGCCCGCUACAAUUUCUGGCGAUUCGGUUUUGGACCACGACAAUGCAUGGGGCGGUAUGUGGCAGACUUGGUUAUUCGAGCCUUACUCGUGGAGUUGGUCGUGAAAUGGGAGUUACAUCUACCCAAGGAGUUGGUGGGUAAGAAAUGGGGACGUGACAAAAAGACGUGGAUAACGCAUCCGCAGAUGAAGCUGAUCUGCCUCCCUAUUCUAACGGACGACAAUAAGGGGAUGUGA